Oldenlandia corymbosa var. corymbosa is the source of this 1289-nucleotide messenger RNA. NCBI's taxonomy places the organism in Eukaryota, Viridiplantae, Streptophyta, Magnoliopsida, Gentianales, Rubiaceae. The record is from the annotation of a GenBank genome assembly.
UGUAGGACAAAAAUAGUUUUAAGAUUUGAAUACAUAAUUUUGUUAGCAAUUCUCUCUUAUUCAGUGUAAAAAACCUGCCCUCUUUUCCAACUUGUAUAUAUAUAAGCUGAGCUAACAAGAAAAGAGCAGGCUGACUCACACAGUCACCCACUCAUUGAAUUAUUUUUCUCAGUUCCUUCAUAAAUUAGCAGCCCACGUUGAAGAAUCUACUGUUAGAAUGAACGCAUCAACUUCUGAAUACAGUGGUGAAUGUGAAUCCGGAUGGACGGCGUACUUGGAUCAAAUUUCAAGUUCUUCUGAGGAAGAUCAAUGCAACAGAAACAUCCCUGUAACUGUUGCAGAUUCUCGUAGGAAAGGAGUUUAUGUGAAUCGGGAUGAAGAUGAUGAACAGGACGAGGAUUCAUCUAUGUUGUCUGAUGCUUCCUCCGGGCCUCCACAUUUCCAUAAUCAGGAUGAAGAUUAUUGCGAAGAAACGAGAUACAAUUCCAGCAUUUCAGCUUCAGGGCAAAAAAAACAGGGCAAGAACAGAGACAGGGCUUAUAAAGAUCGCAGGAGUAUUUCACAGAAUCAUGCUCAUCUAGAUGAUACUGCUAGCUCCCCUGUUCGGAGUAUUUCCAUGAACAAUGCAGUUCCAAGAAAACAUAAAUUGUUGAUGGAGAAAGAAGCAGGCUUCUCCCAAGGCCUUUCUGCAACAAAUUCCAAGGUACCUUCAUAUCUGGCUUUUAUAAAAUGUGCAAAUUUUUGGUUUGGGAUUCCAUUGUUUUUCUUCUUAUGUUUCAAAAUUGUCAUUUGCCUUUUCUUCAGGGGAAAUCUGGAUUGAAGAAGCAUCUUGGAUUUUUGAAGUCUUCCCACCAUCAAAAAAGCUGAUUUUUUUUUAAAAAAAGAAAAAUCCGAUGAUCAAAUAAAGCUCUGAAAUUUGAGAUCCCUAUUCCAAUGUGUGUGUAUGUGCAAACAAACAGGAAGCUUCAUUACAAUUUUUACAGGGGAAGAACAAAAGGAAGAGGGAAACAAGAGAGAAGAAUGAUCAAAAAGUGUGUGCUCUGUUUUAUGCAACAACAAUUAGGUAGAAAGCGUCAGCACAUGUGUAAACUGUAAAGAAGGAAGAGACACAGGAUAUCUGAAGAAGAUCUUGUAAUUUUUAAUUUUUUUUAAUUUUUUUUUUUUUCACUUUGUUUGCUUAAUUUACUAUUACUUCUUUAUGUUAUUUUUCUUCUGUCCAUGAAGUGGGAAACAACCUAAGAACGCAAAUGUCAAUACACAGUUCCUCCUUUUUUAAUAGUAUAAAAUAU